AUGAUAGUUGUUGCUGUUAUAGUUGAACAGGGUGGAUCCCUGAUACUUUGUUCUGGUACAGAGCGGAGUUUUGCUCUGGCAGAGUGGUAUUUCCUCUGGAAUUUGGUCCCUGGAGGUAAUGAGUUUAAUACGGAAUGGAACAGACAUUCCAAACUUACAGAUAGGGAAUUCCGCAUUGCUACCACUGGUCUUCUAAACGGUGGCAAGGUUCAACCCCUAGAUGUGACUGCCAUUCGAGACCAUAUGACUGCAGUAGCUGCUGAACAUCAGAAAGCACAAAAACGUCGCUUUGAUAAAGAUAUUCACGAUAAGGUUAGCAGCGUCUUAAAACAGCUUAGUUUUAAAGAAACCACUUCAGGAAAAGAAGACGGUAACAAAUCUAUCCAAAAUUCCAAGGAAGUAAAUGAAGAAAGUACUUCAGAAGCAAAUGGUAAUUUUUUUGAUGGUGAAAUCAAUCUCGUAAGUAAUGAUAAAGAUAAUAAUGAAGGUUCAGAUAGUGAUGAACACUCUGAUAAACAUGAAGAAUCCUCGGAAGAAUCAAAUAGUGAGCAAGAUUCCGAAAGUGAUGAAAAUUUGGAGGAUAAUAAUGAAGACAGUGAAGACAAUAGUGAUGUCUAUGGUAUGGAUGUAAAGUGGAAGGAAAAUUUAGCCCAAAAAGCCAAAGAUUCUUUCGUGAACCGUCAAAAUACAAAUCAUAAUAUAAUGAAAUUAGUAUAUGGUGUAUUUGAUUCCAAACAUAAUUUUGUGACUCAAGAAAGUGAAAGUAGUAGCGAUGACGAAGAUAAUAUAGGAGGACUUUUUAAGAAAGCGUCAAGGGAUCAAGAAAAGUUAAAACUUAAUAAAGAUAGCAUGAAUUUAACUGAGUCAUCAUUAAUGUUACCUUGGGGCGCUUCGACAAGAGACUGGCUAGAUACAGAGAACAAAGCUCUUAUUGCUAACUGUUUUGUAACCGGAAAGUGGAAAGAAUCGGAAGAUGCAGCAGAACUCCUGAAGUUAGACGACACUGAAGAUUUAAGUGAUGUAAACUCAGAAAUAUUCGGCGACUUUGAAGAUCUCGAAACAGGACAGAAAUUUGAAACAUCAAAACUGAAAACCGAUCAGAAACAGGCAGAAAAGCGUAAAAGAGAAGACAGCGAGAAAGACGAAGAGGCCGACAAGCAAGCUCUUGUAGAGAAGAAAAGGAAGCUGAAAGAAAAAUUUGAUGCAGAGUAUGAUAAUACUGAAAAGACCAGUUAUUACGAUGAUCUGAAAAUGACGGCUGAAAAACAAGCUCAGUUGAACAAAACAGUUUUCGAUAGCAUGCCUGAUGAGGUUAGGGUGCAGAUUGAAGGAUUUAGAGCUGGAAUGUAUGUUCGAAUAGAAUUUGAGAAUGUGCCUGCCGAGUUUAUCACUAAUUUUGAUCCGACUUACCCGUUGGUUAUAGGAGCCCUCAAUAUGGGUGAAGAAAAUAUAGGAUACGUUAAUGUUAGAAUAAAGAAACAUCGAUGGUAUAAUAAAAUAUUGAAAACAAAUGAUCCGUUAAUAAUUUCCUUGGGAUGGCGAAGGUUCCAAACAAUACCACUUUAUUCCAAAUUAGAGGACGAUUUGAAAUACAGAUAUUUAAAAUACACUCCAGAGCAUCUUGCCUGCAACGCCCACUUUUGGGGACCGAUCACGCCUCAAGGUACAGGUUUUUUGGCGUUGCAAGUCGUCGACUCCUCACAGGAAGUAGUUAAAAAAUUAGGCUUCAGAAUCGCAGCCACGGGAACUGUUCAAGAAUUAGAUAAGUCUACACAAAUAAUGAAAAAAUUAAAACUUAUCGGCUACCCACUAAAGAUAUACAAAAAGACAGCAUUUGUUAAAGGAAUGUUUAACUCUGCGUUGGAAGUUGCUAAGUUUGAGGGAGCACGUAUUAAAACGGUUUCUGGUAUCAGAGGACAAAUAAAAAAGGCUGUUAAUAAACCAGAGGGAUGCUUUCGUGCUACAUUUGAAGAUAAAAUUCAGUUAAGUGUGAAAGUAGACGAGUUCGAAAUCGAUUUUGAAGAAGACAUCAACAAUCAGAUUUCAGACUCGUUAGAAAAUGAUAUUUUGCAGUUGCAGGACGAGGAAAUCGACGACGAAAUAGAUUGUGAUAAUACUGAUGAGGCAUACCAUUUUCAAAGAGACGAUGUUGCUUUAUUAGGAUUCUAUAAAUACUUCAAGGAAGCUUCUGAGGAAGAAAGAGAACAUGCUUAUAAGCUUUUGGAGUACCAAAACAAGAGAGGUGGUCGUGUUGUGCUGACCAACAUUGAAGCUCCUGAAAAACAAGAAUGGCACAAUGCCGCAGAAGCCAUGAAUGCUGCUCUCGAUUUAGAGAAAAGAGUAAAUGAGGGGUGGAAAAUCCACAUGGUCCAUCUGCUUUUACAUGAGAACGACAAAGCAAAGUAA
Anoplophora glabripennis (Asian longhorned beetle) is the source of this 2406-nucleotide messenger RNA. RefSeq names its product ribosome biogenesis protein BMS1 homolog. The coding region runs from base 1 to 2406 and encodes 801 amino acids. The record is from RefSeq and is a predicted model, not a curated record. Lineage: Eukaryota; Metazoa; Arthropoda; Insecta; Coleoptera; Cerambycidae. Gene Ontology annotation, molecular function: GTPase activity; ferric iron binding; GTP binding. Gene Ontology annotation, biological process: maturation of SSU-rRNA from tricistronic rRNA transcript (SSU-rRNA, 5.8S rRNA, LSU-rRNA); endonucleolytic cleavage of tricistronic rRNA transcript (SSU-rRNA, 5.8S rRNA, LSU-rRNA); ribosome biogenesis. Gene Ontology annotation, cellular component: 90S preribosome. The transcript has 9 exons.